AUGAGUGCCGCCGUGCCGCCGGCGAUGGACCCCGCGGCGGCGGGGGAGAUGGCGCGGGAGGCCGCCGCGUGGUGCGCGCUGCACGGCCUCGUCGUCGGGGACCGCGCCGACCCGAGAUCAGCAACAGUCCCUGGUGUUGGUUUGGUUCAUGCUCCAUUCUCCCUGCUCCCAGCACAUCUUCCAGAGUCAUUUUGGAGGCAGGCGUGCGACCUCGCUCCCAUUUUUAACGAGCUUGUGGACCGGGUUAGCAUGGAUGGGAAUUUCUUGCAGGAUGCUUUGUCCAAAACAAGGGAGGUUGAUGAUUUCACAUCUAGGCUCUUAGAAAUUCACAGGAAAAUGAUGGAAAUAAAUAAGGAAGAGAAUAUUCGCUUAGGGUUGCACCGAUCAGAUUAUAUGCUGGAUUCAGAAACAAGUUCUCUUCUUCAAAUAGAGCUCAACACCAUUUCAGCAUCAUUUCCUGGGCUUGGUUCCUUAGUUAGUGAUCUUCACAGGACCUUAAUUAAACAGCAUGGGACUUUAUUAGGUCUGGAGCACAAGAGGGUUCCUGCAAAUGCGGCUAACACUCAAUUUGCUGCAGCAUUGGCCCAAGCAUGGGCUGAGUUUAAUAUUGACAGUGCUGUAAUUAUGAUGAUUGUUCAGCCAGAAGAGAGAAAUAUGUAUGAUCAAUACUGGCUUUCAACACAUUUGCAAGACUCAUAUCCUUUUAUGUUCUGCCUUCAUGUGGAAGCUGAAGGCCAAGUUCUCCCAGAUGGAACUCUUCUUGUAGGUGGCCAGAAAGUUGCUGUUGUGUACUAUAGAGCUGGCUAUACACCAAAUGAUUAUCCCUCAGAAGCAGAAUGGAGUGCAAGACUUAUGAUGGAACAAUCAUCUGCUGUAAAGUGUCCUUCAAUAUCGUAUCAUUUAGUGGGAACCAAAAAGAUUCAACAAGAACUAGCAAAGCCUAGUGUGCUUGAAAGGUUCCUUGAGAGUAAGGAGGAAAUUGACAAGGUUCGCAAAUGUUUUGCUGGGCUAUGGAGUUUGGAUGAUGAAGAGAUUAUAAAAACUGCAGUGGAAAAACCUGAGUUGUUCGUGUUGAAGCCUCAACGUGAAGGCGGAGGAAACAACAUCUACGGUCUUGAUUUGAGGGAAACACUUGUCAGACUCCAGAAGGAAGGAGGGGAUGCACUUGCUGCCUACAUACUGAUGCAAAGAAUCUUUCCAAAAGCUUCUCUUGCUUAUCUGGUUCGUGGUGGUGUUUGCCACGAGGGUCUUGCAAUUUCUGAGCUUGGAAUAUAUGGAGCUUAUCUGCGGUACAAAGAUAAAGUGGUCAUCAAUGAACAAUGUGGUUACUUGAUGCGAACGAAAGUUUCUUCAUCAGAUGAAGGUGGAGUAGCUGCAGGGUUUGCUGUUUUGGAUAGCUUAUACCUGACUGGCAAGGUCAAAACAAAUGAGAUUUCAGAAAGGCUGUUUCACCCAAAUUACAUUCUGUGUUUUGUUAACCAGAUGCUUAAUAUGUAUUUUACUCGAACUGUCUUCCUGACAUGUAAUCAGCAAAAGAGUUUUCCUGUUAGGAAUUAG
Miscanthus lutarioriparius is the source of this 1557-nucleotide messenger RNA. NCBI's taxonomy places the organism in Eukaryota, Viridiplantae, Streptophyta, Magnoliopsida, Poales, Poaceae. The record is from the annotation of a GenBank genome assembly.